UGAAAAUAUCGGAUUUGUGCCGUUCACGCUGUCAUAACAUGAUCAGAUAGGGUCCAAAAACAAAAAACAAACCUGAUUUGAUGCACUCUCGCCUGCAGUGUGAAUGUAGCCUUAGUGUAAGUUCUGUGGCUUCAUAACAUUUGGCAGUUGGAAUCCCUGUCGCUUUCACUGUGGCUUUUGUGCAGAUCUCCCAUUUACGUUACUAUGCUGCCACUAUGUAACGGAGCGAAGGUGAUUUUAUUUCCACAGUGUUUUUUAAAGGAGGGAAAUCUUCCUCCAAACGGACAGAGCAGUGGAGCCGCCAAGGGAAAGCACACAAAUAAAAACUGUAUAGUUAAAAUAUAAUUUAUUAUAUUUAAAUAGUUAAAAAUAUAAAAUGAAUUAAAACAACCCUGGCCAGGGGACAACAUGGUAAAAAUCAAUAAAACACAACAUUAAAAGUCCAGUGGUGUCCGCCAACUGAGCAUUUCAGUUUUGUCUGACACAGGAGUGGAGUCAAUAAUUAAAUAAGGAGGUAGAUCGGAGGAAUAAGAGCUAGCAGAGAGAGACUGGUUUGCCAAAACCUCCUAGGGCAGGGGUCACCAACACGGUGCCCGCGGGCACCAGGUCGCCCGCAAGGACCACAUGAGUCGCCCGCGGGCCUGUUCUAAAAAUAGCUCACCAUAACAACUUACCACUGGGGGCAACUACAAUUGUUAGAAGAGUGUCGGCUAUGUCCGGGAACUUGGCCGAUCAGUUGGAUCAGGAUCUGGCAAAGUGCAGUUGGUUUAGCAUCCAGUGUGACGAGUCCGUCGACAGCAGCAGUACAGCACAGCUGGUGGUCUUUAUCCGGAUGGUAUUUGAUGGUUUCUCCACAAAAGAAGAACUUCUGACACUACUGCCGCUAAAGACAACAACGAAGGGAGUUGACAUCUAUAACGCGGUGAAGGAGUUUUUCGCGAAGAAAAAGGUACCGUUGGAAAAGCUGGUAUCAGUGACUACCGACGGGGCUCCUGCUAUGAUCGGCCGACAUACGGGAUUCAUCGCUCACUGUAAAGGUGACACAGAGUUCCCAAACUUCAUGCAUUACCACUGCAUCAUUCACCAGCAGGCGUUAUGCCCAAAUGUGAUCGGCUUCGAGCACGUCAUGACUCCCGUCGUGAAGAUCAUAAACAGCAUCCGCUCCAGAGCUAAACAGCACAGAACAUUCAAGGUGCUAUUGGAGGAGCUGUCAGCUGAAUAUGGUGACCUGCUACUACAUACGGAAAUCCGAUGGCUCAGCAGGGGACGGAUUUUGCUUCGUUUUUUGUCACUUUUGGGUGAAAUCAAGGAGUUCAUGCAAUCCAAAGGGGAAGACACAUCUCUGCUGGAGGACACUGAGUGGACACUUGACCUUGCGUUUUUAACAGACAUUACUGGGAAACUGAACCAUUUGAACUGUGAGCUGCAAGGCAAAGGUAAGACUGUUGCUGACAUGAUAAGUGCUUUAAAUGGAUUUAAAGCCCAGAUGAACAUUUUCUCUGUGCAUUUACAGAGAAAAAAGGUGCUGCACUUUCCCUCUGUGCAGAUGGUGCUGAAAGACAAUGCUUCUGCAUCUGAGACUUUUGACAAAGUUGCAGAAAAGUACAGUCAAGUCAUAAACCGACUUGGUCAAGAGUUUGAGAACAGGUUUUGUGACCUUGAUCAGCUUGAGCCAUGUGUCUCAUUUGUUUCCAAUCCUUUCAUGAAUGUGGACACAACAUGCAUUGCUGAGCAACUAAGUUCAAUGUUCAGCUUGGAUGCUGGACAGGUGGAAAUCGAAAUUGUAACAUUGCAAAAUGACGUCCACCUCAAAGCCUAUCUGGAGGCACCAAACUUUUGGUGCCUUGUUGACACAGAAAAGUACAGUGGUGUGUGCACAGCAGCUAUGAAGGUUGCCAGCCUGUUUGGUUCAACCUAUCUUUGUGAAUCAGCCUUUUCUGACAUGAACUUCAUCAAGAACAAACACAGAACACACCUCUCCGAUGCACAUCUGCAAGACUCACUCAGAGUUGCAGUGUCAAGUUAUACCCCAGAUUACAACACACUGGUGAACAGCAUGCAAUGCCAGGUUUCCCACUAACAGACAAAGAAAGCCAUAUUAGAUGUUCUCAGUGGCAACAUUACAGUGUCAUGUCAAAGUUUAAUUUAAUUAUUGAAAAACAAAUGUGUUUGUUAAGUGUAACAUGUGACAAUUUGCUUUAAAAUGCUGCCAAUUUGGUGAAAAGUUCUGUAAAAUUUGAAAGUUGAUUUUUUGUAUGUUACAUACAUACAAAAAUAAUGUAUGUAACAGUGCAUGAUUUGUUAAAAUUUGUUAGUGGUAAGUGAAAAUCACUUCAAAAUGUAAAUACUUGCAGAGAU
Molecule: messenger RNA, 2358 nt
Organism: Maylandia zebra (zebra mbuna)
Lineage: Eukaryota; Metazoa; Chordata; Actinopteri; Cichliformes; Cichlidae
Source: RefSeq, a predicted model, not a curated record